CAUAAUGCGCGUGCGCAGAAGAUGAUGAAUAUAGUCAGUCUGCCUGAUCGUUUGCCAAAUGUCUUUGGUUUUCAAUCAUGUUUUCUUGACAUUCACGUUUGGACAAAUAAAUUUUCAUCCAAUUUGACACCUACUAUUUCAAACGACAUAUUGUUACCAUGGCGACACUGUGCUCUUAUGCUGGUGCAUCUCUUCAUCUGCAGCUUGUUGUGCACAUCAUUCUUCUUGCUUCGAUUACAGAUAACGUUCAAGCAUCUGAAAAUGUUCCCGACAAUACAGUCUGGACACCGCCAACAGCAACGUUCUUCUAUGGCCAACCGAAAGCGAACAUUACCUGUAAAUUUCGAGGGAUCCCCUACGCUGUUUACUGGAUGAAAGGAAGCACUGCGGAUACAGCGACCACCUUGAUCUCAAAGGUCAACGGAGUGACCAAGAGACCAGCGUCUGAUGCCGGAUCGCUUGACAUCAACGACGAGUAUACCCUGAUCUUUAACAACAUUCAGGCUGGAGAUGCAGGCAAUUACAUCUGUAGAGUGUCAAAUCACAGAGGAUUCCUAAUCGUCAAUAACACGGCCGUCAGAGUUCUGGACCCUGAUGUAGUCAGCAUAUUCACAGAGCCUAACAUGACAGGGUGGGCUGGAUUUUCCAUCAAUAUCCAGUGCACCUUCGUGGGCACCCCAGAACGGGUCCUAUGGAACAGAGCUCAGAAAAACUCCAAGAUCAACAGUGUAGAAACUGUCAUGAGGUACACAACAAAUGGCUAUGAGGUCCUGGGCGAUCGGAGAUACACUUGGAGCAAGAGCUAUGGCCUGAUCAUCAAGGAUCUGGAGAUCAUGGACGAGGGCAAUUUCACCUGUAUGGUCUCCAAGCCAGGGGGUACUGAAAUUGAAAAUACUACGGUCCUGAACGUAAACGCUCGUGCUUUGAAGCCGUAUAUCCAGAUCCCAGGUUGUAGGCAUGAUCCUGAGAGAGAAAUGAAUCAAUCAACUCCUGAACCCUGUGAGAUCAAGGUGUCCAAGGAUGAGGAAUUUUUUAAUCUUCAGUGCUCAGUCAUAAGAGCCAAGCCACAGGUUGAUCUGCUUUGGCAAGACAUGCAAGGAGGAUCAAGGAACCUAACCAAACUUAAACCAAUCAUCACAGCAAGGAAAGAUGGCGGAUUUGACGCCGCGGUCACACUUACUCGGCCGACGAACCAAACCUCAACACACCCAAUGUCUUUCAAGUGCCUCGCGUCUGGGAUUGCUGUCGAUGGCACUGCAGAGCAAACCGUGAUUGUUCAAAUCAUAGAGCCAAAAGCACCCCCAUCGAAAAUGAAAGGACCACCGGUUGAAAUCAUUUUCAUCGUCAUCAUUUUCCUGGCUGUUCUUGUGUUCCUGAUAUUCAUCGUUGUUAGGUGGUGGCAGUAUCAUAAAAGCCAAACUGAGUCAGGUUACUCCGAGGUCGAGUCUCAAGCCAAUGGCGAACCGAGAAGCAGAUUUGGCUUUAGAUUGCCAUUAUCCAAAGAUUGUAUUAGCUGGAUGUUCUGUUGCGGUACCAAAGUGGGUUUGUCGGGUGGCACCGAUCUGGAAGAAGUUAAAGGACUGACUGCGGAAGAGACAGAAUUGAAAGAACUUCGAGAAAAGCUCGAGAAAUAUCGACCUGGCAGACUAACGGGACUGGCACGGGUCGACAUACCUGACUCGUCUGUCCACAUCGGUGUUUUCGGCGUUAUGGGUGCUGGGAAGUCAUCGUUCAUCAAUUCAUUGAACUUCGCUCUAACGAAUGAGUAUAAAAACGUUUCGAUCGAGGCUGACAGAGAACAAGGGGGUAGUGAGACCAAGUUCCGAGAUGUCAUUCAGCUAACAGAAUACAUACACGUAGUAGACAAUAGAGGAAUGAUGGACCUCAACAUUAAACAGAUCGAGAAAGACCUCAUGCCUCAGAUUCGUGGAAAACGUGGACUGAAUCCACAGGAUAAAGUAAAGGGAGGAAAAAAGAUUCACUGUCCGGUCAUCGUGUGCGAUCCAAGUGGCCCAGUUAAGUUUGAUGACACUCUAAGGUUUAUCAGUGCCUUUACUCAAGCUGUUAAUGAUUCCUUUGGUCGUCAUCUAAUGGUUGUCAUCACCCACGAAAAUAAGCUCCGUAAUCCAGACAUGCCAGAAGGACCGGUUAGUCCUGAUAGUCAAACCGUUGAGGAUGUUGUGGAGAAGAUCAAGCAACAAGGAGGUGUCCCUAAGAACUAUAUCCAGAUAUUCGAGAACUACACUGCAGCUUCUCACGAGCCUGAUGUCAAACGGAGCACGGACUAUUUGAAGUUUCUGGUUUCGUGUUUGGACACAGGGGAGAGGAAUAUUCGUUUUAGGUUGGAUCAUGAAGGUGAGCGUACGUCGAUUUGGAGUCGCGUUCGAAAGAGUUUGUCCCACUCCCUCAGGCAUUAAAAAGGGGUAACACAUGAUGAUUUUAUAUUGCAUGGUAUUUUCUCCCUUUGAUAGGGCCAUUAGGCUUGAAAAGCACAUAAAAUAUAGUUAAAAAGGAUAUACAACGUGUCAAAAAAUUGUCAAUUACCCUCUCAAUUCUCAAGCAAGUUUCGUAAGAUUUAAAGUUCAGCAUUUUCAGGUUUCACUCAAGCAUGAGUGGUGCACACAGUAUCUAAAUCUUCCAAGCAGUCCGCAAAAAAAAUGGUGUCGAAGAAACUCUUGUAUCUUUUCUUUUUUGCAACUUUACAACCUGUUUACAAUUUUGACGGUAUGCAGAAAAGAAUUACUCAGUCAAAUUACUAAAUUUUCUCGUUUUAAGUACCAAUUCUCUCUUUAUCUUAUUACAGGAGAAUCGUUCUAGGCAAAUUACUGUUGGUUUUUGGGAUGGCUGCAUUUUGCUGAAUAUCUUUGAAUUGAAAUUUGCAUUUGGUAUUGUAUUGUAUACUGACUUUGCUGAGUAUUGAUUCCUCGGUCGUAUUCCAAAAUACAAUGUAUACAUGUAUAUAUAAAAACAAGUUUUGGUAUAACCUAUACAUAAUUUAGUUUUUCUUGCAUGUACAUAUUUUAGAGAUGUGAAUUAUAAUUUGGUUCCAAUGAUAUGUGUAGCAGUUACAUUAUAAUAAUGAAUAUCGAAAAGAAUAUGACAGUUAGUAUCAAAAAUUAUAUCGCACUGUAUUCGAUUACAAAAUAUGGUUGUUAUUUGAAGUUAUAAAUUUCUUCUGUUUUAUCCUCUGUCGUACAAAGUCAUGUUGUAUGUAAUGUUUUACUCUUUUAACAUUGUAUAAUAUUGUAUAAACAUAUUUGUAUUUUAACAGGGCUCUCUUGUAAAGCAGUUCUGUACUGAAGAGACUACCCUGGGUAAAUAAAACAAGUAAAUAAAUGUACAUCAAAGGGAAGUUGUGAGUUGAUUCAGAUCGUGUUUUGAGCCCAUCAGGGGCCCGUUAUAUCCAAAAGCUUAGCAAUCAUCCUAGAACAUAUUCUACGAUUGAUUGCGUUGAAUACAAUGCACAAUCAUUGGAAAAAAUCAAGCAUACGAUUAAUCGCUGACCAUCGCUGGUCACUUCAUUUGAGUUGUGACGUCAAACGAUGGUCCCAAUGAUUUGACUGGUUUUUUUUCUUCAAAUGAUAUCUUAUUCGUUCCUCUUCAAACACGAAAAUCAUUACAAAAAAAACUUUUACCAUCAAUGAACUUUUAAACGUUCAAUAAAGAUGUCUUUAAACAAAUACUUCGAGCAAUAAAAGAGUUAUUCAAAACUACUUUACAUUGAAUAAAUGUAGGCCCUACUAACAAAAUUAACUAAUGAAAUUUACGUUUUUCUUCCUUUUCCAUUAAAGACACUCAUUAAGCUGAAUUUUCCAAACUAACAGUUUAAGUAAAUUAAGAGGUAGAUAGUAAACAAUCACAUUGAUACACUAUUGGAAUUAUUCAGCCACCCCCUCCCACACAUACAUACGCACACCCACACACGCGCAUGUUUUAUUCAUUUAUUUAUUAAAAAUGUACGUAAUUUUUCCACAUAACCUGUGAAUAUUUGUAAAUUUUCUUGUUAAGUCUUGAAUAUGUAUCGUCGGUCUUUCUAUAUGAAUGUGUGUUUUUAUACAAUUUUGUAAAUAUAGUUUUGUUUGGGGAGAAAUGUGUACAUUUUAUGAAGUACGUGCUAUCUAAUGCAAAACAUAUUGUAAUUAUUUUAAACAUUUUUGUUUGUUAAUGUUGUCGACGAUGAUGAUGAUUCAUGCUCUGGAUAGUAUAAAGCAAAUUCAGUGCGUGAUUGCCACUGUCGCAACAUUUGACAAUAUCUUACUCCCCGCAUUAUUCGGAUAAUUAUGAAAACAAGGAAACUAAUGUCAUUUAAACAGUAUGAAUAUAUUCCAGAUAUAAGUCUAUCACAAAUCGUAAUUGCGGCUUACAUGAUUAAGUGAUGUUUAUGUGUGUCUUUAACGCGAUAUGAAUUAUCUUAAUGAGUUAACAUGGGUGAAAUGAAUUUGUAGAAAACGUAAUCAUAAAACCGAAACUGUUUUUUUUUUAAUGUAUGAUAUCAUUAACAAAAAGACAAUGACCUUAUUUGCAUACUUGGCACAAGUUGUGAA
Molecule: messenger RNA, 4544 nt
Organism: Lytechinus variegatus (green sea urchin)
Lineage: Eukaryota; Metazoa; Echinodermata; Echinoidea; Temnopleuroida; Toxopneustidae
Exons: 13
Coding region: 159-2417 (752 amino acids)
Cellular component (GO): plasma membrane
Source: RefSeq, a predicted model, not a curated record